This is a messenger RNA of Triticum turgidum subsp. durum (durum wheat), 2148 nucleotides long. Lineage: Eukaryota; Viridiplantae; Streptophyta; Magnoliopsida; Poales; Poaceae. The record is from the annotation of a GenBank genome assembly.
AUGCAGCCGCUUAGUCAUUCGCACAGGAACCAGUUUCCCAUACCUUUCUUUGGUUUGACCGUUGUGCUACUAGUCACCUUGGCUUCUCCCACCAGCUCUUGCACGGAGCAGGAGAAGAGCUCCCUUAUCCAGCUCCUUGAUGGGCUCUCGCAAGACGGCGGCCUCAUGGUGUCAUGGCGGAACGACACAGACUGCUGCAGGUGGGAAGGGAUCACCUGCAGCCCCAAUAGGACGGUCACUGAUGUUGAGCUGGCUUCUCGAGGUCUCGAGGGGUCCAUCUCGCCGUUCCUUGGCAACCUCACUGGCCUGUUACGUCUCAACCUGUCGCGCAACUCGCUGUCUGGUAGCUUGCCACUGGAAUUGGUGUCAUCCAGCAGCAUCAUUGUCCUUGACGUCAGUUUCAACCGCCUGACUGGAGCUCUGCACGAACUGUCAUCUUCAACCCCUGCCCGGCCUCUGCAGGUACUGAAUAUCUCGAGCAACUUACUUGCAGGACCAUUUCCAUCCACCAUAUGGAAGACAAUGGAUAACCUGAUAACACUCAAUGCCAGCAAUAACAGCUUUACUGGGGGGAUACCAACUUAUUUCUGCAAUAACUCACCAUCCUUCACGGUGCUUGACCUCUGUUUCAACAAAUUUAGUGGCAGCAUUCCCCCAGGGCUUGGUGAAUGCUCCAUGCUGAGAGUGAUCAAGGCCGGCUACAACAAUCUCAGUGGAACACUCCCAGAUGAACUCUUCAAUGCAACCUCAUUGGAAUACCUCUCUUUUCCUAACAAUAAUUUACACGGUGUUAUUGAUAGUGCACGCAUAAUCAGCCUCAUAAAUCUCCGUACCCUUGAUCUUGGAUGGAAUAACUUCAAUGGCAGGAUUCCAGAUUCUAUAGGUCAGCUCAAGAGAUUGGAGGAGUUCCAUUUGCACUACAACAACCUGUCAGGGGAACUGCCAUCGACUCUGAGCAACUGCACAAAUCUUGUAAGAAUUGGCCUCAGGAGCAACAAAUUCAGUGGAGAACUUAUCAAUGUCAAUUUCUCCAACCUGCCCAAUCUAAAAACUUUAGAUCUUUGGUCCAACUUCUUCACUGGUACAGUUCCAGAAAGCAUGUACUCGUGCAGUAAUCUGACUGCGCUGCGGCUAUCUAGAAACAACUUACACGGGCAGCUCUCAUCGAGAAUAGGCAAUCUGAAGUAUCUGUCCUUCUUGUCACUUGGUGGAAACAAUUUCACAAACAUCACAAAUGCACUUCAGAUCCUUAAGAGCAGCAAGAAUCUUAGCAGCCUGCUUAUUGCGCACAACUUCAGAGGAGAGCUCAUGCCACAGGAUGACAGAAUUGAUGGCUUUGAGAAUCUUCAGGUUUUGGAUAUGGAUGGUUGCCAAUUAUCUGGAAAAAUACCUCUAUGGAUAUCAAGGGUAACAAAUUUGGAGGUGUUAAUUUUAAGAAGCAAUCAACUAACCGGACCAAUGCCAGGCUGGAUCAAUUCCCUAAACCAUCUCUCCUAUAUAGAUGUGUCAAACAACAACCUUAAAGGAGAAAUCCCAUUAGCCUUGACGGAGAUGCCAAUGCUAAAAUCAACUGACAACUCAAAUCAUUUGGAUCCAUGGGUCUUCAACCUGCCUGUUUAUUCUGGGCCGACGCUUCAAUACCGUGUGUUUACAUCUUUCCCAAAAGCAUUGAAUCUAAGCAACAACAACUUCACAGGUGUGAUUCCCGCACUGAUUGGCCAGUUGAAAAAGCUUGGUGUACUUGAUUUCAGCUUCAACAAGUUAUCAGGACAGAUACCCCAGUCGAUUUGCAACCUCACAAAGUUGCGGGUGCUAGACUUAUCCAGCAACAACCUCAUAGGUGCAAUCCCAGCUGCAUUGAACAGCCUGCACUUCCUUGCUGCAUUUAACAUUUCUGACAAUGAUCUAGAAGGUCCUAUUCCAUCUGGAGGCCAGUUCAACACAUUUGAGACUUCUAGUUUUGAUGGGAAUACAAAACUCUGCGGAUCUAUGCUCAUCCACAAAUGUGGUUCAGUGGAGGCACCUCCGGCCACUAUUCUGUCAACAAAACAAACUGAUUACAAGGUGGCCUUCGCAAUUGCCUUUAGUGCGUUCUUAGGUGUAGGGGUGCUGUAUGAUCAGAUAGUCCUAUCGAGGUAUUUUGGCUAG